CGUACUGGGUCACGGAUUCCCGGAAUCAGUGAAGGGGACAUGGAGAAUGCUGGAAGUCGACAUUUUUUUCCCGCACACCUGUGCAUCAGUGGUCUGACUGAGAGCUGGAAAAUAUUAAAGUCUCAACAAAUGAAUUCCACACUUGAAUUCUGCCGCAUUCCUGUGCCACCUCCUCCUUUAGAAAACUGAUCUUAGAACAGAGAGAUUAAAAAAGAAAGACUAGAAGGUAGAAGAAGAUGCUGGGAUCUGAACGUGGUGUUGUGGAAGAAUGGUUAUCAGAAUUCAAGGCAUUACCUGAUACUCAGAUCACCAAUUAUGCAGCAACUUUACACCGGAAAAAAACACUGGUACCAGCCCUCUAUAAAGUUAUUCAAGAUUCAAAUAAUGAGCUUCUGGAGCCUGUCUGCCACCAGCUGUUUGAGCUCUAUCGUAGCUCUGAAGUUCGACUUAAGAGGUUCACACUGCAGUUCUUGCCAGAAUUGAUGUGGGUUUAUUUACGGCUUACAGUUAGCCGAGACAGACAGAGUAAUGGUUGCAUUGAAGCACUUCUGUUAGGAAUUUACAAUUUGGAAAUUGCUGAUAAGGAUGGAAACAAUAAAGUUCUGUCUUUUACUAUCCCUUCCUUAUCCAAGCCUUCAAUAUACCAUGAGCCCUCAACAAUUGGAUCCAUGGCUUUGACAGAAGGGGCAUUGUGUCAGCAUGAUCUCAUCAGGGUUGUUUAUAGUGAUCUUCAUCCUCAGAGGGAAACAUUCACUGCACAAAACCGGUUUGAAGUCCUGAGUUUUCUCAUGUUGUGUUAUAAUUCUGCUAUUGUGUAUAUGCCUGCUUCAUCUUACCAAUCUCUUUGUCGGAUGGGCUCCAGAGUUUGUGUGAGUGGGUUUCCACGGCAACACGAAAAACACUGGAAAGAACUCUGUGGUCGAAUAGUAUUGGAUCCCGAAUUCAUGGUGCAACUUCUCACAGGGAUUUAUUAUGCCAUGUAUAAUGGGCAGUGGGACCUUGGCCAAGAAGUCCUUGAUGACAUCAUUUAUAGAGCUCAGCUAGAACUUUUUUCUCAACCACUAUUGGUUGCCAAUGCCAUGAAAAACUCAUUACCAUUUGAUGCUCCUGAUUCUUCACAAGAAGGCCAGAAAGUACUUAAAGUGGAGGUCACUCCAACAGUGCCGAGGAUUUCUCGGACUGCGAUUACAACAGCUUCAAUCCGUCGUCAUAGAUGGAGAAGAGAAGAUGGCUUUGACUUCUCAAACGAGGCUGACUCGAGUAUUCCUGGCUCCCCGAUCCAACACGGCUCCACUGACCUAGGGAUCAAACGUGUGCAAGAGGGGGAGGUGCUGGUGCGCAGGACCCCUGAGCACGGCUCACCGGAGCCCAACUCAGCAGCAGCCACAACAGAGGGUGCUGAGGGUGUAAAUGGAGGAGAAGAGUCGGUAAACCUAAAUGAUGCAGAUGAAGGAUUUUCAUCAGGGGCUUCCCUCAGCAGUCAGCCAAUUGGGACCAAACCAUCCUCCUCUUCUCAGAGGGGAAGCUUAAGGAAAGUAGCAGCUGGGCGUUCAGCUAAGGAUAAAGAAACAGCCUCUGUCAUCAAAUCCAGUGAGAGCCCUCGAGAUUCAGUCAUUCGCAGGCAGUAUGUACAACAACCAACUGAUCUUAGUGUAGAUUCAAUCGAGCUGACACCGAUGAAGAAACACCUGAGCCUGCCUGCUGGCCAGGUGGUGCCAAAAACCAAUAGUUUAAGUCUAAUCCGGACAGCCAGUGCUUCCUCAAGUAAAUCAUUUGACUAUGUAAAUGGCAGUCAAGCAAGUACCAGCAUUGGGGUUGGCACUGAGGGAGUUACUAAUCUAGCAGCUAACAAUGUUAAUCGAUACUCAACUAUCAGUCUACAGGAAGACCGGCUAGGUCAAGCUGGAGAAGGUAAAGAGCUCCUCAGCCCAGGAGCUCCCUUAACCAAGCAGUCUCGAUCCCCAAGUUUCAAUAUGCAGCUAAUAUCCCAGGUGUAGUUCUGACACCCUCUCUCAUCUUUUUGCUUACCUUUUAAACUGAACAUUUCAUUGUACAUGAAGACACUUCAUCCCACAUUGUGAAAAAAAAAUUGGUCAUCGUAAUCAGAUUUGAUUUAGUUUAGGUAUCUUCAUACUGUAUUUUGUAUGGAAACAGCAAUAAGGUUUUCUUUUUUCCUCCUUCCUAUAUCUUCUCUUCACCUUAUUCCUGUAAAUGUGUUUGUGAAGCAGUAUAAAAUGUAUGCAUCUUCCAUGCCUUCCUUUCUCUGUGGGUGAUGUGCAAUUCAUCGUAGGCUGAUCGGUCCCAUUUCAACACUGUGAGACUGAGAAUACGUUAGAGGAAAUGGUGUAUAUGAUCCCUAUGAAUUGAUUCUUUGGCUUUUGUCUAAAAAAAAAAAAAAAC
Molecule: messenger RNA, 2400 nt
Organism: Hyaena hyaena (striped hyena)
Lineage: Eukaryota; Metazoa; Chordata; Mammalia; Carnivora; Hyaenidae
Gene: HYCC2
Product: family with sequence similarity 126 member B
Exons: 13
Coding region: 237-1997 (586 amino acids)
Biological process (GO): phosphatidylinositol phosphate biosynthetic process; protein localization to plasma membrane
Cellular component (GO): plasma membrane
Source: RefSeq, a predicted model, not a curated record